Messenger RNA from Astyanax mexicanus (Mexican tetra), 2042 nucleotides. Its product is annotated as meiotic recombination protein REC8 homolog. NCBI's taxonomy places the organism in Eukaryota, Metazoa, Chordata, Actinopteri, Characiformes, Acestrorhamphidae. Gene Ontology annotation, biological process: mitotic sister chromatid cohesion; replication-born double-strand break repair via sister chromatid exchange; synaptonemal complex assembly. The record is from RefSeq and is a predicted model, not a curated record. Gene Ontology annotation, cellular component: synaptonemal complex; cohesin complex. The transcript has 19 exons. Bases 1 to 1797 code for a protein of 598 amino acids. Gene Ontology annotation, molecular function: protein binding; chromatin binding.
AUGGCUUCACUAAGGUUGGCAGCUACAAAGGGCAAAAAGAUAAGUCGGAGGGAUUUCCUUAAAGUUAAUGUGCAGCACACAUGCACUGGGAUCAUGAACUACGUUCUGGUGCGAGUCCCUCCUCCCUCUGUGGGUCUCCCUCGCCCUCGUUUCUCCCUCUAUCUCUCCUCCCAGCUGCAGUACGGCGUGGUCAUCGUCUACCAUCGACAGUGUCAGCUCCUCUUAGAGGAUAUCCAGGAGGCCAUAGACAGACUGCUGCGGUUCCGCGCACAGGUCCAGAUCGACAUGCCGCAGGAGGACAUCAGGCAACCUCACACCAUUCCUGACGCUCUGACUCUCCUGAAUGAGACGGAGGGAGCGAGGGAUCCGUUCUUUGGGUCGAUGGAGUUCAGCCUUCCCAGUCCCAGCAGCCUCAUUGAGCUGGCUCAAGACAUAGAAAAGAUGUCUCCUCAGCGCCAGUCGCCGGAAAGAGCAGUGACCCCACCACCCGACGGAAUCACAGCCAGUCAGGAGUCCAUCACUCUGAUGGAAAGAGAACCUGAACCCAUACCUGAACCUGAGUUUGAGGGGGCGGAGCUUCAGGAUUUUAAUAUGAUUGAGAUGCUGAUGGAGCAACCUGAUGAUUUUUUUAUGGACGAGGAGGAGAGACAGCGAGAGAGAGAGAGAGAAAGAGAAAGACAGAGGCAGCAGGAGACAGAGAGGGAGACAGGGAGAGAGAGAGACAGGGAGCAAGAGCAGGAGAGAGAGCGAGAGAGUGAAAGAGAGGAGGAUAUACAGAGAGAGCGAGAGAGAGCAGCAGCAGAGACAGAGAGACUGAGAGAGAUAACUAAAUCCACCAUCUCUCUGGAGCAAAUUCAAACCCCUGAGGUUCCCAGCAGAGACAUUGUGCUCGAGGCUGAGGAGGCGAUGGGUUUGCCGAUGGAGAUGCCUGAACCGGUAGAAAGAGAAUUAACACCCAUCUCUGAAUCUUUACUAAUUCCACCAUCUCCACCCAGCCCAGUAGAGAGGAGAGAGGAGCCCAGAGAGAGUCCCAGACUGGAGCCUGUUCCGAUCAGCCCUCAGCCUCUGGUGGAACAGAGGAGGAGAAGGAGGAGGAGGCAACGGCUCGUCAUUGAUGAACUCACGCAAAUUCCCCUAGAAACCAUGCAGGCCCAGAUCAACGACCUGAACAUGGAGACCAAGUCACUGGCGGAUAUUCUUGUCAAAUCUCCUUCCCAACAGAGUGACCCUAAAACACUCCUCAGUAACCCCUGCACGAGUUUUCCUCCUGAAAUCCUGGAACUGUGGAAACAGUGCGCAGUCAUCCGCCCCAUCCCUCCGUUACCACAGCGUGAAGAGGUCAGAGAGGAGGAGGAACAAAGAGAGGAACCAGAGGAGAAAGAGGCUGAGCCAGAGAUCGCCUCCAAGGAGGUGCCCAGAGAGAUGGGAGAGUCAGGCAUCUCUCAGUACGAAACUCAAGUGUCGUCGCUGGUGAUGCUGGAGACCACAGAGAGAGAAAUGUCGCCAAUGGAGACUCCUGAGACUCAACGGUCACCUAUUCCCAUCUCCUUGCAUGGAUUGGAGGACAUUGCUGAAGAGAGGGUCCCAGAACUGGAGGAAAUCCCAAUGGAAACUGAGAGUCAACUAGGGGAGGUGCCGACUUUUCACUCUCUGCUGCCGCCUGCGGUCAACCGCAGAACUGUCGCCCAGACCUUCUGGAGGCUUCUCGAGAGAAUGAACACAAAGGAAGUGACAGUGCAGCAGGACGAGCCGUACGGUGACAUCUUCAUCACACAGACAGAGAGGCCGAAGGAGUGAUUUUAGUGUGUUAGAGUAAUUUUCAAAAAUUACACUUAUUACAAUAUUAUUGCCAUAAUUUUAGAGACAGUUCAAAUGUUCAAUAGGAACUGUGCAUUCACUAUUAAGUACAGCUGUUUGUUUAAGCAAUGUGUGUUAUUUUAACUGUUAUAAGGCUCUGUUUCUUUAAUCUACUGUAUCAGUUUUAAAUGUGAUGUAUUUAAAUUCAAUUUUAAAGUUUAAAUGUAUGAAAUUUUGAUGACCCA